AUGGCCGGAUCCCCAAAUUCCAACCUGCGCGGCUUCAACCACGCCGUGCAGACCCUCCUCAAACAACCCUCUCAGUUCCUCCCACACCUAACCAUCCCGACAUUCACGCACCUCCCCGAGGACUUAGGCCCGCAUCUAGUUGGUGCAGCGGGCAAAGGGCCCGCUGGAACCCCCCAGCUGACCUCCCCCGAGAAGCCCAGGACGCCGCGGAUACCUAAAAUCUGCGCGCUCGUCCUAGACAAAGACAACACCCUCUGCCCACCAAAAACCACCACCUUCCCACCGCAAAUCCUCACUAAGCUGGCCGAACUCCGCAACUCCCCUACGUCGCCCUUCUACCACGCCACGAACCCACACUCGAUUCUUAUCGUAUCCAAUCGAGCCGGCAGCCACCCGAACUUCGACGGCGAGGUGCGCGAGCUAGAAGACCAACUCGCGCACCUGCGCAUCCCGGUGUUCCGGUUGCCGGCCGACACGGAGAAGAAGCCUUUCUGCGGAGACGAGGUGGUGCAGUGGUUCCGCGAGCGCAAAGUGAUCCAGUCGCCGAAUGAGAUUGCGGUUGUGGGGGAUCGCUUGGGAACAGAUGUCCUUAUGGCGGGGAUGAUGGGAUCGUGGAGUGUUUGGUGUAAAGAGGGUGUGUUCGAGCCCGGUGAGGAGGGGAAGCCGGAGAGGAAUAUUUUGGAGAAGAUGGAGGUUUGGAUUGAAAAAUAUCUACGGGAGAAGAGAGGGUUUACGGCGCCGGCGCCGAAGGGGUGGGAGGAGUGA
Molecule: messenger RNA, 765 nt
Organism: Penicillium canariense
Lineage: Eukaryota; Fungi; Ascomycota; Eurotiomycetes; Eurotiales; Aspergillaceae
Product: phosphatidylglycerophosphatase
Exons: 1
Coding region: 1-765 (254 amino acids)
Molecular function (GO): phosphatidylglycerophosphatase activity
Source: RefSeq, a predicted model, not a curated record